AUGGGACAUGGGACGAACGACAAGCUUUUUAUUACCCCGUCCGAGCACAGCGGCGUGUACGGCCAGCAUGGCGCGUCUACGGGUGCGCGCCGCGGCGACAGCUCUGUAGUUGUCCCCUUUCAUAUGUGUGCGCUGACGCACGAGCCCUGGGAGCACCCCGCGUGUCUCGGUGACGAAGGUCUGGUCUAUGAGCGCCGCAACCUCGAGGCGUUCCUGGCCAAGUACCAAGUGAGCCCUGCGAGUGGCCGGCCGUGUGCGGUGGACGAAGUGAUCUCGCUGCACAUCCCCCGCAACGAGCGCGGCAACUUCUACGACCCCGUGUCGUGCAAAGAGCUGACCGACCACAGCCACCUGGUCGCUGUGCGGCCGACCGGCAAUGUCUUUUUGCACGACACGGUGCAGCAGCUGAACAUCAAGCCGCGCAUGAUGCGCGACCUUGUGGACGAUACCCCUUUUGCAAAGAGUGAUCUGAUCACGCUGCAGGAUCCGCACGACCCCCAGCAUCGCACCAUGCAAAACAUGCAUCACGUGCAAAACAAGCUGACGCUCGCCAGGGAGCAGCAGGGAGACGAGGUGCAAAUGUCGACUGGGAGCACGCGCUCGCUCCUGUCCAAGGUGCGGAAGCAGACCGAGCCGGUCGUGGAGCAUGCCGCGGCCGCGUCCGACGCGCCCGCGCCGCGGCUCACCAACAUGUCGACCGGCCGCACGGCCGCGAGCUUUACCUCGUCUUCGCUCACGCCGCAGACCAAGACAGAGCGCAUUGCCGUGGAUGAAGAAGCGCUCAUGCUCGAGCAGGUCGCCGGCGCAAAGCGUGCCAAGGCGUUCGUGCGCCUGACGACCAACUUUGGCGCACUGAACCUCGAGCUGCACGUCGACAAGGCGCCCAAGACGUGUUACAAUUUCCUGAUGCUAUGCCGUGCUGGAGCGUACAACGAUACCAUCUUUCACCGCCAGAUUCCCGGGUUUAUGAUCCAAGGCGGCGAUCCUACGGGCAGCGGGCGCGGCGGCAAGUCGUGCUGGGGCAAGCCGUUUGAGGACGAGCUGUGCAACCCGGGCUCGUACCGCCAUACGGGCCGUGGCGUGCUGUCGAUGGCCAACAAGGGCCCGAAUACCAACGGCUCGCAGUUCUUCUUGACGUACCGCGCGACGCCGCACCUCGACACGAAGCACACCGUCUUUGGACGCCUGGUCUCUGACUCGGCCACGACGCCCACCUUUCGCACACUCGACGCGCUGGAAAACGUGCCCGCGGAGUCCGGUACCGACCGCCCACUGCGCCCCAUCCAGCUAGUCGAGGCGCAUAUCAUCGAGGACCCAUUCGAAGACUACAAACAAAACCGUGACGCGCGUUUCCGGCGCGAGAACAUGGGCGAGGACGAAAAAGCGGAGCGCGAUGCAAAGCGCCGCAAGCGCGAAGAGGACCGCACGACAUGGCUCGGUACGCGCCUCGCACCCAAAGGCGGUACAUCCGCCAGCUCUCCCCGCCCCUCUAUCCUGGACACGGCCGAUGCACACGGCCUCGCGCGCCUCGGCGCCCCCCGCACCGCACCCAAAGCCCCCGCCAAGAAGCGCGGCUUUGGGGACUUCGCCGGCUGGUAG
Messenger RNA from Malassezia japonica, 1599 nucleotides. It is a transcript of the gene cyp8, whose product is annotated as peptidylprolyl isomerase. The coding region runs from base 1 to 1599 and encodes 532 amino acids. The transcript has 3 exons. Gene Ontology annotation, biological process: protein polyubiquitination; protein peptidyl-prolyl isomerization. The record is from RefSeq and is a predicted model, not a curated record. Gene Ontology annotation, molecular function: peptidyl-prolyl cis-trans isomerase activity; ubiquitin protein ligase activity. Gene Ontology annotation, cellular component: catalytic step 2 spliceosome. NCBI's taxonomy places the organism in Eukaryota, Fungi, Basidiomycota, Malasseziomycetes, Malasseziales, Malasseziaceae.